AUGGCCAUCACCAGCACUUGCUUUUUCACUCAACUGCUUUCAGAUGUUCAUGAGAUUACUAUUGAAACAGACAAUGCCAAAGGCCGCUCCUUGCAGCAAUCCUUAGCUACUGACCCGGCUGAUCUCCGCAUCCAGUUCACACACCCCGUGGGAACAUCGCGGUGGAGUGGCGACAUUUUCAGCCACAAGCAUACCAGUACGAGGAGUCAGGUGGAACAAGCACAGAAAAAGAGCUGCUCGGCAUGUCCUCCGUCCGCCCCCACGAGAAACCCCCGUCGCCGUCGCAAUCUUCGCCGCAACCACACUAUCCCAGCCAGAAGGACCUGCAAGAUGUCGACGGAGAUGCUUUCAAGUAUCUCCAAGGAGUUCGAAGAUAGUAUUAGUAAGGCUUGUCCUGAAAAGAGAUGGGAUGAAACGGUACACAUCGAAGCACCUGCGCCCAAAAUUCCACGACGAAGGGAAUCUGAAACACGCUUGGCCCCGCUGCUAUUUUGUUAG
This is a messenger RNA of Seminavis robusta, 498 nucleotides long. NCBI's taxonomy places the organism in Eukaryota, Bacillariophyta, Bacillariophyceae, Naviculales, Naviculaceae. The record is from the annotation of a GenBank genome assembly.